AGUCUUGGUGUGAUUCUUUACAUCCUCGUCUGUGGUUCCUUCCCCUUUCCUGGUGAAUCUCUUGGUGAUAUUCGUAGUCAGGUUCUUCGUGGUCUUGUCCGAUUUCCUUUCUUCCUCUCCUCUGCCUGUGAGCAAGUCAUUCGUGGGAUGCUGCAAGUGGAGCCAUCAAAACGCCUCCGACUUGCACAGGUAACGAAUACGCCAUGGAUGCAAGCUUCUCCCAACCUUGACCACUACACGAACCUUCUGACCCAAUACACCUCCAAAGCACGUCAACAACAAGCGGACUUGCUUCUUCAAAGACAAUUUCCUGAGCACAGUUCGGUGGUCUCUACUACUCGAUGCCAAAGGCGAAUGAAUAGCUUGGAUGGAGGUUUAGUUCGAGCUCUUGCUCUUGCUACUGGCGCCAAUGAGGAGGAGAUUCGACGAUCUACGGCCAAACGAAGUUUCGACAGAUUACAUGCAGGAUAUGCGCUGUUAGUGGAUAAGGUGAUGAGGUUCAUCGCAAAUCCAAGACUUCGAGAAGUGGUAGCAACGUGGAUUAGGAGCAGUGCGAUUGUCAUAUCAACGACUGGGUCGACGAGAGAAACACCGACGACCACGGCAACGCCUGUUUCUUCGGUGCCUACAGGGGUAGAAGAAGUCUCGCCAGCUGGGACUUUGCCUGCACCGAAAUUAGCGAGUUGGAGAGAAGUGGCGGAGGAAGAUGAGGAAGACGAAGAGGGCGCAACAGCAUUACUUGAGGUUCAACAAAGGUCAACGUUCGACGAGGAUGAGGAUGUAUCAAUUACGGCAUCUGCAGUUCAAAAUCUCUCAGUCAGCAAGAGGUGGGGGGCAGACAGUGCAGAAAUUGGCGGGAAGGACAAAAGUGUUGCGGAUAGUGUGGAGUCUGCCACAACCUUACAUUCGUCGACUUCGGAUUUGCUUAACUCAUGGGUGGAGGAUUUCCGGACUGACGAAAGUCAGCUGUUGGAGGAGAUCAGUGACAUAGAACCUGACUCCACCUCGAAGAAUAUUCGACGGCACACAAUUCAACUGCCAAGUCCAGCAAUUUUACACCAACUUCCUGAAGACUUGCAGACAUUUAAUGUGGAUCGUCAGCUAAAAGGUGACCAUCAGCAGUUGAAUCAGGAAGAAGAGGUGCCUCCAAAUUUGCCUAUGACAGGAGGAGGAGAGAUGGAGAGCAAAAAGACAGGCAAAAGGGGCUCAGGUGGAGGGAGGAUUCCUCGACAGACGACACAACCCGAAUUUGGAUGUUGGAAGACGGGACUUCAACGUGAAGCCCCAGGAAAUGUGGUUGGUGAGGUACGAAUUGGUAAUUAG
Molecule: messenger RNA, 1323 nt
Organism: Hydatigera taeniaeformis
Lineage: Eukaryota; Metazoa; Platyhelminthes; Cestoda; Cyclophyllidea; Taeniidae
Source: the annotation of a GenBank genome assembly